AUGAGCCUUGCUUGGACUACCAAAGCGCUCGACAUCCCGUCACCAGCCGCCAUAUUGGGCUUUUAUGGCCCAACCGACUUUGAAACUGGGGCUCUGGAAAGGCAUCAGGAAGAGCAGUCUUACGGAGAGUUCCCUGCCCGCAGAAUGCGACUUGAGAAAAUCAUGCAGGCUCUGCCGCGGGCACCCGUGACGAACUAUGGCACCAUGAUGGAUGGUAGUCGAUUGGGUUGGAUCAAGCCCGGCGACCCACGCUCUGAGCUCAUCUUCGCGGUUCUCAAGGAGGGCAUCGGGCUAAACGUUCUGCUCUACGGCCUUUCUCCUAAGGCUCUGGCCCAAAAGCCUGACCCAGAGCUUGUCAGAGCGAUUAGCCCAAUGGCGCAUGUGCGAGACGGCUCCUACAAUGUCCCCACAUUUGUCAUUCAUGGGCUACAGGAUGAGAUUGUACCGUUCAAGACAGCCGAAUCGUUCGUAAAGGAGCUGGACAAUUCUGGAGUUGAAUGUGGCUUCUUACCGGUUCCUGGAGUGAAACACAUCCAUGAUCUGCAUCUCAAGCCGGGAAGCAGGGAGUGGAAAAGCCAAGUAGAACCAGGAUAUCUGUUCCUGUUCAAGCAUCUAAAGAUGUCCUUUUAG
Molecule: messenger RNA, 630 nt
Organism: Alternaria arbusti
Lineage: Eukaryota; Fungi; Ascomycota; Dothideomycetes; Pleosporales; Pleosporaceae
Exons: 2
Coding region: 1-630 (209 amino acids)
Biological process (GO): proteolysis
Molecular function (GO): serine-type peptidase activity
Source: RefSeq, a predicted model, not a curated record